Acipenser ruthenus (sterlet) is the source of this 1941-nucleotide messenger RNA. RefSeq names its product Tu translation elongation factor, mitochondrial (gene tufm). The record is from RefSeq and is a predicted model, not a curated record. The transcript is spliced from 10 exons. Gene Ontology annotation, biological process: mitochondrial translational elongation. Gene Ontology annotation, cellular component: mitochondrion. NCBI's taxonomy places the organism in Eukaryota, Metazoa, Chordata, Actinopteri, Acipenseriformes, Acipenseridae. Bases 49 to 1413 code for a protein of 454 amino acids. Gene Ontology annotation, molecular function: GTP binding; translation elongation factor activity; GTPase activity.
UGCGCGUGUUAAGGACGUCACUUCCUCGUCCUAGCUUACACCUCCAAGAUGGCGGCGUUCGUAGUUGCCCGUGCGUGUGCAAGCGACGCUCUCCGCAGCUCUGUUGCAGGUCUGCUCAGAAGCUCCUUCAGACCGGCCGUGUUGCCCUCCGGUUUGUGUGCGGCUCCUGUGCUCGUGCGACGCUAUGCUGUCGAAGCAAAGAAGACGUUCGCACGAGACAAACCCCAUGUGAACAUCGGAACCAUCGGACACGUGGACCACGGCAAAACCACACUUACCGCGGCUAUUACUAAGGUGCUGGCCGAGGCGGGCGGCGCUCGCUAUAAGAAGUAUGAGGACAUUGACAACGCACCGGAGGAGAAAGCGCGAGGAAUCACCAUCAACGCCUCGCACGUGGAAUACAGCACGGCCAACCGACACUACGCACACACAGACUGCCCCGGUCACGCGGACUACGUGAAGAACAUGAUCACGGGCACCGCCCAAUUGGAUGGCUGUAUCCUGGUUGUCGCGGCGACGGACGGGCAGAUGCCGCAGACGAGGGAGCACCUCCUAUUGGCCCGUCAGAUCGGCGUGGAACACGUGGUUGUGUUCGUGAACAAGGCCGACGCCGUGGACGAUAAAGAGAUGCUGGAGCUGGUGGAGCUGGAGAUCAGAGAGCUGCUGAGCGAGUUCGGAUACGAGGGCGAGAAAACACCCGUGAUAGUGGGGUCAGCAUUGUGUGCACUGGAGAAUCGCAGUCCUGAGAUCGGGGUCGAUUCGAUCAUGAAGCUGCUGGAAGUUGUUGACAACUACGUCCCUCUGCCGAAGAGGGAGCUGGACAAGCCCUUCCUGCUGCCCAUCGAGGCUGUGUACUCCAUCCCCGGUCGCGGCACGGUGGUGACGGGGACCCUCGAGAGGGGGGUGAUUAAGAAGGGCGACGACUGCGAGUUCGUGGGGCACAACCGCGCCUUCAAAUCCGUCGUGACGGGUAUCGAGAUGUUCCACCAGCACCUUGACAGGGCUGAGGCUGGUGACAAUCUUGGAGCGCUGGUGAGGGGCCUGAAGAGAGAGGACAUGAGGAGGGGCAUGGUGAUGUCAAAACCAGGGUCCAUCAAACCCCACCAGAAAGUACAAGCCCAGGUGUAUGUUCUCAGUAAGGAGGAGGGCGGGAGGCACAAGCCCUUCGUCUCGAACUUCAUGCCCGUCAUGUUCUCUCUCACCUGGGACAUGGCCUGCCGAGUGGAGCUGCCCCAGAGCAAGGAGAUGGUGAUGCCAGGGGAGGACACCUCCCUCACUCUCACUCUCAGACAGCCCAUGGUUCUGGAGAAAGGGCAGCGCUUCACACUGAGAGACGGGAACAAAACCAUCGGGACUGGACUGGUCACUGACAUACUGACCGCUACACAGGAGGACCAGAUCAACUGGGGUUAAACAGUGACCUCUCCCUCGAUUCACAAGGACUGUACAGCAGAGAGGAGGGGGGGGGGUGGGGGGCUGGACAGAGUGUGUUUAGGGUUAGGGAGCGAUGCUUCGACACACUGUCUUUGACUGCAUUAUGAAUAAAUAAAGCCCAGCCAAUGUCAGUUUAUUCUUGAUGUCUAUAGCUUGCAUAGGGUAUUUGGUAACACCUGUGUGCGUAAAAGGAACUACAGCUCCCAUCCUCACUUGCUGUUGCUGCUAGCUUGUGGGGCAUGCUGGGAGUUGUAGUUUCAGAUUUGUUUAAAUGUUUUGAUUUAGUAGCACUUCUUUGAAUGGCUAGGACUGUUGGAUUCCCUUCCCCCUUUAAAGAGCUACAUCUCCCAUCACCCCUCAGUGUUACUGUCAGUGUGGGGCAUGCUGGGAGCUGUAGUUUUUACAAUUCCUUUCCCCCUACUUUGGCUGGGUUUUCUCAAAACAUAAUUUAAUUAAAAUAAAAUGGAAACCAUCUGCUCUGUUAAAUGUAUAAAGCUUUAUUUAAAA